This is a messenger RNA of Zophobas morio, 1571 nucleotides long. Its product is annotated as UDP-glycosyltransferase UGT5-like. The record is from RefSeq and is a predicted model, not a curated record. Gene Ontology annotation, molecular function: UDP-glycosyltransferase activity. Lineage: Eukaryota; Metazoa; Arthropoda; Insecta; Coleoptera; Tenebrionidae. The transcript is spliced from 3 exons. The coding region runs from base 11 to 1567 and encodes 518 amino acids.
CUCAGUCGCCAUGAAUUCCCGGUUAUCUCUACUCGUAACACUCCUCCUACUAACAAGUGGCGCACAAUGUGCCAAAAUUUUAGCCGUCUUUCCUAUGGGAGCCCCCAGUCACUACAUCCUGGGCAGUACCCUACUACGAGGACUCGCAGAAAAGGGACACGACGUAACCAUGAUAAGUCCCUUCUCUGAGAAAACUCCACCCAAGAAUGGUUCCUAUAGAGAUAUAGUUCUUACUGGCGUCAAAGAAGAACACGAAGAACGAAUGAAAACAAUGAAUGUGUUUGAUAUGGGUGAAGCCAAUAUUCUUCUAAUGGGACCACUUUUUUUCACAACGAUGGUAGACUUGACAGACCGUACCCUCGGUCAACCAGAAGUGCAAAAGUUGAUCCACUCUGGAGAAAAAUUCGAUGUUGUUAUAGUUGAACAGUUCAUGAACGAAGCGCAUAAAGGAUUUGCGAAGCAUUUUAAUGCUCCUCUGAUUGUUUUUAGUACCAUUGGGGCUAGUUCUUGGGUUAAUCCUCUGGUGGGUAACCCAACAAUGGUAUCUUAUGACCCUGAGCCACUACGGGGGUUUUCUAGCAAAAUGACGUUGUAUGAAAGGUAUAUCAAUGCGUUCACGUAUAGCUACUUUCAACUGAUAAGUCAUCUGUAUGCGUACCCACAACAUGACAAAAUAUUGAAGAAGUACUUCCCCAACAACAUGAAUCUCGUUGAUAUCAUGUAUAAUACAUCGUUGGUACUUUUGAAUUCUCAUCCAAGUACCAAUCUGGCGGUUCCUUACGUUCCAAACAUGAUUGACAUUGGAGGAUUUCAUGUCAAGCCACCACAGAAACUCCCAGAUGAUUUACAAAAGUUCCUUGACAAUUCGAAAGAAGGGGUUAUUUAUUUUAGUUUGGGCUCAAAUGUGAAGAGUGUUUUCCUACCAGAACAGAAACGAGAGGCGAUUUUGAACGCUUUCUCUAAACUCAAAGUUAAAGUUUUGUGGAAAUGGGAGGAGGACGUUUUGCCUGGACAACCACCAAAUGUGCGUUUGGGGAAAUGGUUACCACAACAAGACAUUCUAGCUCAUCCCAACGUUAAGCUUUUCAUCACCCAUGGUGGGCUACUCAGUACCAUCGAAACCAUUUACCAUGGAGUACCGGUUUUGGCAAUCCCCAUAGCCGGUGACCAAAAACUAAACGCCGAACGUAUAGUGAAUCAAGGUUUUGGGCUAAAGUUGAGGUUUGCGGAUCUUACAGAGGAGCUUCUGCUUGAAAUGAUUAAUGAGUUGUUGACGAAUCCGAAGUAUGCUACCAAUGCGAAAAAAAGGUCUGAGGUUUUCCACGAUCGGAUGGCGAAACCUCUUGACACUGCAGUGUAUUGGGUUGAGUACGUCAUACGACAUGGAGGGGCUCCACACUUGAGGAUAGCCGGGAUUGAUUUGUCUUGGUAUCAGUAUUUUCUGGUGGAUAUUAUUUUGAUUUUUUCAGUGACGAGUGUGAUUGUGUUGUAUAUUAGUUUGAAACUGGUCAAAAGAUUGGUGUCUAGUUGUUGUAGAAGUAAGAAACAAAAAAUAAAAACUAAGUAAAAUA